AUGCAUGCAGAGAUGCAGAUCAACUUCGCGGCAAGUCGUGGAUCCUCCGAAGUACUACUCUUGCAGAGCAAGGUCGAGAGGAUCCUAGCAGUAGCAAUUGAAGCCGUGGAGAACGCGCGUUCCAAGGCACUUCGCCGCCGGGUGGGGCAGCGACUUCGCAAGAAGCUCAGCAAAGUGCUGCACCAGAAGGAGUUCGAGCAGGCCGUGGCGAUUUUCAUGCAGAAGGAGUCUGAGCUAAGCAGGGAGGAGGCAUCGUUGAAGGAGGACCAGCAGGAAGGUUGCGACUCUUCCGUCCAAACACCGCGCUCCUCAGCAGAUGUGGGAUCCUUCUCCAGGCAAACCACACUCCAGCCCAUGAUCGCGAACAGUGCCACGUGCUCGAACAGCCUGCCAUGCCAGGCGGCGAUGGCCAUCCCAGUUCCGGUGAUCGCAGUGCCAUUCUUGGUGCCAGUUCUUGCGGCACCUGCUCGAGCCGUAGCACAGCAAUCCGGUCAUCCUCACGAGGUUGCUGUCCCGUCGCUCGCAGAUGCGCAGGCACUGGAGGAAGCGGAGUUGGAAAAGACAGCCUUCUUGCGGUCCAUCACCCGAACCACCGGUACCACAGAAGAUGGGGCAUCAACGCUUUCCGCUAUGGAUGACGAUGACAUCGCAGAUCGCCGCCUGGAGUGGAUUCGUGCUGUCACCGAACAGAGCCCUGCACCGGUUGAGCGCACCUUCAUCCAGUUCAACACCAAGCUGACAGUGAGUCACCGGAGAUCGAGCUCCCGCUAA
Molecule: messenger RNA, 771 nt
Organism: Symbiodinium necroappetens
Lineage: Eukaryota; Dinophyceae; Suessiales; Symbiodiniaceae
Source: the annotation of a GenBank genome assembly